CGAAUUUACGGCCACCACGAAAAUUUCAUGUGCCCACUCCCCUUCUUCGACGGUUACCAGCUUCAUCAGCAAUGCCGCCGCCAACGCCACCAACGGGCGAACCGAAGCGUCGCCGCCUGCUGGCGCUCCCGGCCGUGUGCCCGUGCGAGGGCAUCGCGCCGGCGCCUCUACUCGCCUCCCUCCUCUCCCUCGCCGCCGAUUUAGCGAGCCGCGGGGCCGGAGACGCUGGCGCCUUCCCCGUGCUCCGCCGCGGCGUGCGGCAGGCGGUGAGGAUCGCGGGCCUCCUCCUCGCGUUCCUCGAGGAGAUCCAGGACGCGACGGUGGCGCUGGCGCUGCCGGCGCCGGCGGUGCUGGGGCUCACGGAGCUGCACGUGGCCAUGCAGAAGCUGCGGUUCCUCCUUACGGACUGCGCGCGGCGGGGCGCGCGCCUGUGGGUGCUCGUCAACGCCGGGCUGGCCGCGUCCGAGCUCCGGGCGGUGCUCGGGUCCGUCGCGGCAUCCUUGGACGCGCUGCCGAAGGGCGUCGUGGAUGCGUCAGUGGAGGCCGGGGAGCUCGCGCGGCUGGUGUCGGAGCAGGCGUGGCGCGUGCCGGUGCGCCCGGACGCCGGGGACGAGCGUGCGGCGAGGACCGUGCGGUCGAUACUGGAGCAGUUCAAGAGCGGCGUCUCGCCGGACGCCGAGGACGCCCGGCGGGUGCUCAAGCACAUCGGGGUUAGGACCUGGUCGGAAUGCUCCGAGGAGAUUGCUUUCUUGGAGGAUGAGCUGCGCACGCGGAUGGACGGCGCCGGCGAUGACAGCUGCAGCGACGCGGUACUCAUCAACAGCUUAAUAGCGUUCCUGGUGUACUGCCGCGUCGUGCUGUUCGAUCAGAUCGACGUGAAUCCAAAAGCGGACGCGGCGGCGCGGCCGGCCAGGUGCCCGGAUUGGAUCAGACCGGACGCGCUGCAGUGCCCAAUCACGCUGGACCUCAUGACCGACCCGGUGACCGUGUCCACCGGCCAGACGUACGACCGCGCGUCCAUUACUCGAUGGAUCAAAGCUGGGUGCCGGACGUGCCCGGUCACCGGUGAGCGGCUCCACACCGCCGACGUGGUCCCGAACGCCGCGCUCCGCGGGAUCAUCGAGCGGAUGCUGCUCAGCAACGGCGUCUCGCUUCCCGACGCAAGCAGCUCAGGGCACCGUCACGGCGCGCUCGGCAACACACCGGCGCCGUUCGGACGGGCCGCCGCCGGCGCCGCCCGGCUCGCCGUCACCUACAUCGUCGCCCAGCUCUCGACGGGUUCGACGGAGGAGCGGCGGAAGGCGACGAGCGAGGCCCGCAAGUUGUGCAAGCACAGCGUGUUCUACCGCGCGUGCCUCGUGGAGGCGAACGCCGUGCCGUGGCUGCUGUGCCUCCUGUCCUCGACGGACGCCUCCGUGCAGGAGAAUGCCGUGGCUUCCCUCCUGAACCUCUCGAAGCACCCGGGGGGCCGGACGGCGCUCUUCGAGGCCGGCGGCGUGGGCCUCGUGGUGGACGUGAUCAACGUCGGCGCCAGGGCCGAGGCGCGGCAGAACGCGGCGGCCGUCCUGUUCUACCUCUCGUCGGGCCCCGAGCAGGCCGAGGAGAUCGGGCGCAUCCCGGAGUCCAUCCCGACUCUUGUGCAGCUUAUCCGCGACGGCGCGCACCGCGGGCGCAAGAACGCCAUGGUGAGCCUCUACGGCCUGCUCCAGUGCGCGAGCAACCACGGCAAGGCCGUCGCGGCCGGCGCCGUGGCCGCGCUCGCGGCGGUGCUGGCCGUGGACCUUGACGACCUUGCCGGCGACGCCGUGGCCCUGCUGGCGAGGCUCGCGGAGCACCCGGUGGGCGCGCAGGCCGUGCUGGCGCGCCCGGGCCUCGUCGCCCGCGUCGUGGAGGCCCUCGCGACGUCGGCGUCCCGGUCCGGGAAGGACCACUGCGUGGCGCUACUGGUCUCGCUGUGCCGGCACGGCGGGGAGAAGGUGGUGGCCCUGCUGGGGCGGAUGCCGGGGCUGAUGGCGUCGCUGUACACGCUGGUGGCCGACGGCAGCCCGCAGACGUGCAAGCGGGCGAGGGCGCUGCUGAACAUGAUCCACCGGCAUUACGAGAUGGGCGACGCGCCGGCGGCGGCGGCGCCGGCGUCGGAGGCCGGCGAGCGCGUCGUUCGCGUGCUAUAGCCGCAGGACCGAGACGAGACGUGCCGUAAGUACAGGAUGUAGUGUAGAUCUUACCAUCGAGUGAUCGUUGUGAGGACAUUUUUGUGAAUUCUCAGCUCGUGUUUUAGAAGAGCUGGGAACGAAUUUUGCUGCUUCCUUUUUUGAUGUUUUGUUACACUUCGAUUGUUGUAGACACAGACACACAGACACGAAAGUAUAGAGAAGUCUCUUUGGUGAGCUUGAUUAGAUCGAUAGCCGUAGUAGAAAGUGUGACAGUAUGGGUUACAGUUUGGAAAGUUGUUAUACUUGACUACUUGUACAUAUGAGUGAAAAAGUUUGAUUUUGUGGA
Panicum hallii is the source of this 2499-nucleotide messenger RNA. RefSeq names its product U-box domain-containing protein 19-like. Gene Ontology annotation, biological process: protein ubiquitination. Bases 72 to 2171 code for a protein of 699 amino acids. Gene Ontology annotation, cellular component: cytoplasm; nucleus. NCBI's taxonomy places the organism in Eukaryota, Viridiplantae, Streptophyta, Magnoliopsida, Poales, Poaceae. Gene Ontology annotation, molecular function: protein binding; ubiquitin-protein transferase activity. The transcript has a single exon. The record is from RefSeq and is a predicted model, not a curated record.